AUGUCUACGGCUGAAAAAUUGGAGGAGCUUGUGGCCCGAUUUUGGUCCUGUGAGGAGGUUGGGACAAGCAAAGGGUUUUCACCGGAGGAGACACGGUGCGAGUUGUUUUAUGCAAAUACGGUACGGCGAGAGACAGAUGGGCGGUUUACUGUUUCGCUACCGAGAAAUGGAGACGUUUUGGCGCAGUUAGGCGAGUCGAGGGACAUCGCUUUGCGACGGCUUCAUGGGACCGAACGACGGUUAGCCAGGGAUGACGGAUUACGGGAACAGUAUAUCGCGUUUAUGUCGGAGUAUCAGCAGCUUGGACACAUGCGGAAGGUAGUUGGUGAGGAAAUUAAUCCAUGUCAGCGUUGUUACCUGCCACAUCACCCAGUCAUCAAGGAGGCAAGCACAACGACUAUGGUUAGGGUGGUGUUCGAUGCCUCCUGCAAAACGAAAUCCGGAAAAUCAUUAAAUGAUUGCCUCUUGGUGGGCCCAAUAAUACAGGAUGACUUGAGGUCCAUUAUUCUACGUUGUCGAAUCAAGCAAAUCAUGCUGGUUGCGGACGUGGAAAAGAUGUUCCGCCAAAUCAAUGUACACCAAGAAGAUCGGUCACUACAAUGCAUCCUUUGGCGCGAAUCACCGUCCGAAGAGGUAUCAGUCUACGAACUAAACACGGUGACGUAUGGAACCAAAUCAGCUCCGUUUCUUGCCACGAGAACGCUGAAACAGCUAGCAAUGGAGGAGGAACAACGAUUUCCCAUCGCAGCAAGAGCCGCUAGCGAGGACACGUAUAUGGAUGACGUGUUAACAGGUACUGAUGACGUUGAAGAAGCGUUGCGACUGAGAUUCGAACUGGAAAAGAAGAUGGAAAGUGGAGGUUUUCGAUUGAGAAAGUGGGCGUCAAAUCACCCAGAUGUUCUAAGAGAUGUUCCUGAGAGUUACUUGGCAAUUCCCGACUCAACGGGCAUAGUUUUGGACGCUUAUCCUUCUGUGAAGACAUUGGGUCUAAUAUGGAUACCUAAAAAGGAUGUUUUCAAAUUUCAUUUCACUAUACCUCCGGUGGAACAUAGCGAGGUUCUUACGAAACGGCUUAUUUUAUCCCGAAUUGCUACUCUUUUUGACCCAGAAGGGGAUAUUGGUCCAGUAAUUACAACUGCCAAAAUAUGUAUGCAAUCCUUAUGGACAUUGACCGAUCAAGGUGGAAAUCGGUUGGACUGGGAUCAGCCACUGCCUCCCACAGUGUGCGAAAACUGGAAAAAAUAUCAACAACAACUCCCUUUGCUGAACGACAUUGAAUUCGAUCGAUGUGUUGUCAUACCAAAUGCAGUGGAUUUCCAAAUUCACUGCUUUUCUGAUGCGUCGCAGAAGGCAUAUGGUGCCUGCAUUUAUUUGCGUAGUCGAGAUGAGGAAAACAACGCUCUAAUACGUUUGUUGACUUCUAGGUCCAAGGUUGCCCCUCUCAGAGUGCAGACAAUCCCCAGACUCGAGCUUUGCGGUGUACUUUUCGGUAUUGAGCUCUUCAAAAGGGUACAGCAUGCACUCAAAAUACAAGCAGACGCAUUCUUUUGGACAGACUCUACCUGCGUCCUCCGAUGGCUUCAAUCACCUCCGGCAACAUGGGUUACAUUCAUUGCAAAUCGGGUUUCCAAGAUACAGUUGGCUACAGAAGAUUUUCACUGGCGACACGUUCCCGGGAUCGACAACCCCGCUGACUUAAUAUCCAGGGGACUCAUGCCUAGCGAGAUUCGCGACAACAGCUUAUGGUGGAAAGGUCCAAGCUGGUUGGCUAUGGACCAAGAAAAUUGGCCAUCCCUACCGAAUCAUAUGCCAGACGAUGAAGGGAGAGAGGAAAUGUAG
Molecule: messenger RNA, 1839 nt
Organism: Toxorhynchites rutilus septentrionalis
Lineage: Eukaryota; Metazoa; Arthropoda; Insecta; Diptera; Culicidae
Exons: 1
Coding region: 1-1839 (612 amino acids)
Source: RefSeq, a predicted model, not a curated record